Messenger RNA from Paramecium pentaurelia, 1032 nucleotides. Lineage: Eukaryota; Ciliophora; Oligohymenophorea; Peniculida; Parameciidae. The record is from the annotation of a GenBank genome assembly.
AUGCUAUAAGACUAAUCUAAUCAAGAAUAACAUCAAAAUAAAUGUAUUAUUAAAGAAUCUGCUGAAUUUUAAUAAUUCAAUCCUUUAGGACUGUCAUUAUUUUUGGAAGCUAAUUGUUAGUAAGAAGUGAUUAGCAAAUAAUUAUUUGCUUAAAUUUUGAAAAUGAUUGAAGAUAAAUUGUUAGAAUUAGAAUAAAGAUUAGAUAAUAGAGAAGAAAUAAAAAAUAUAAAUACUUAAUUAAGCUAAUUUAAGCCACAAGAGUAAUAUUUUUCAUAAAAAGAAAAUAAUGAUACAUAAUCAGAGCAAAUUAAAUAAAGUAUUAAAGUUUUUUAAUUCAGGAAAAUUUAGUCAAUAAUCUGAUAUAGACAUUUAUUCUCCUCAAGCAGUACAACAGUAAGAUACUUAAUAGAUAAAAUCUUAAAAACCUUUAAGAUCUCGCUCUUAAGUAGGUAGAGCUAAUACUGAGUUAACUAAAACUGAUUGUAAGACUAAAUCUAAUGAAGAAGGUAUAAUGUAGAAAAUUGAAUAAUUUGAUAAAAAGUUAAAGCUAUUAAUAGAACAAGUGAAUAAAAUGUCAUAAAAAGAAAGUUAAUUUUCCAAAAAAAUUGAAUAGCAAAUAAAUGUCUAAUUAAAAGAUAAUUAAGAUAGACUUAUUUAAAAUGAAAAGUUAUUUAAACAAGUUCAUUCAACAAAUUAAGAAAUAACAGAAAAUUAAAGAGGAUUUUUAUCACAUUUAUAAUAAGUACGUUAGGAAAUUAAGUAAAAGAAACUAAAUAUAUUAGUUAUUUUUCUUAAGAAUUAACUCGAAUCAGCGAUGAAAAUAAAAUAACAUUAAUGCAAUUAGAAUAAAAUUAUAUAGAGCUAUAAUAAUAAUUUGGGGAAUCAAAAAAUGAAUUAAAAUUACAAAAAUCAUUUUUAGAAUCUAUUGAUAAUGAUUUUUUGAUGAUCUUAAAGAAAUUUAAAGAUUUAUAAAAUGAUAUUGCCAAAAAAAAAUUUAAUUCUAGUUAAUUAUAAUAGAAGCUUCUUUAAUGA